AGAAAGCCCCUUUUGCUGAAGGAACACAUUUGCUGGUAUAGUUUCAUAAUGUCAAGUACUUUGCCCUUUUGGAUCUUAAAAAAUUCUGCAAGGAACAGCAUUGCCACGUUACAGGGAGGCAGACGUUUAUAUUCAAGGUGUGCCUCAAAUAGAAAUAAAGCAAGAUGGAGACUCUUUUCCCAGGUACCAGGCACCGGAAAAAUCAGUGUCCCGUGCAGUGACGUUGCUCUGCAGAAAGCCUACAGACACACAUCAACAGAGGAAGAUGAUUUUCAGUUGCAGCUCAACCCUCAGCAGGUAAAUGAAGUGCUGCGAGCCGGCGAGUUGGCCCACAAGACUCUUGGCCUCGUCAGUGGAGUCCCAAAUUCAGUGUUACGGUUUGAGAGCAACCAGCUGGCUGCCAAUUCCCCGGUGGAAGACCGGCGAGGUAUCGCCUCCUGCCUACAGACCAACGGGCUGAUGUUUGGCAUCUUUGACGGACACGGUGGCCAUGCAUGUGCUCAAGCAGUGAGCGAGAGGCUCUUCUACUACGUGGCCGUGUCACUGAUGUCCCAGCAGACCCUGGAGCAGAUGGAGGGAGCCAUGGAAAGCAUGAAGCCCCUGCUGCCUAUCCUGCAUUGGCUCAAGCACCCAGGGGACAGUAUCUACAAGGAUGUCACGUCAGUGCACCUCGAUCACCUCCGCGUCUACUGGCAGGAGCUGCUUGACCUGCACAUGGAAAUGGGACUCAACAUUAAGGAAGCAUUAAUGCACUCCUUCCAGAGACUGGAUUCUGACAUCUCGCUGGAAGUCCAGGCCCCCCUGGAAGAUGAGAUGACAAGGAACCUUUCACUCCAGGUUGCCUUCUCUGGGGCAACAGCUUGCAUGGCCCAUGUGGAUGGAGUUCACUUGCAUGUGGCAAAUGCUGGUGACUGUCGAGCCAUCCUUGGGGUCCAGGAAGACAAUGGCAUGUGGUCUUGUCUGCCUCUCACCUGCGACCACAAUGCCUGGAACCCGGCUGAGCUGUCACGGCUGAAGAGGGAGCACCCUGAAUCAGAGGACAGGACGGUCAUCGUGGACCACAGGCUGCUGGGCGUCCUCAUGCCCUGCAGGGCCUUCGGGGACGUGCAGCUGAAGUGGAGUAAAGACCUGCAGCACAGCGUCCUGGAGAGGGGCUUUGACACCGAGGCCCUCAACAUUUACCAGUUCACCCCCCCACACUACUAUACUCCACCCUACCUGACUGCCGAGCCUGAGGUCACCUACCACCGGCUGAGGCCCCAGGAUAAGUUCCUCGUGCUGGCCUCGGACGGCCUGUGGGACGUGCUGGGCAACGAGGAAGUGGUGAGGCUGGUGGUGGAGCACCUGGCCGAAGUGGGUCAGCACAAGCCAGACCUGGCCCAGAGACCUUCCAAGCUGGGGCUCAUGCAGAGCCUGCUGCUGCAGCGGAAAGACCAGGGGCGCCACACAGCCGACCAAAACGCAGCCACGCGUCUCAUCAGACACGCCAUAGGGACCAAUGAGUAUGGAGAGAUGGAGCUGGAGCGGCUAACGGCGAUGCUGACGUUGCCAGAGGACUUGGCGAGGAUGUACAGGGAUGACAUCACUGUCACGGUGGUGUAUUUUAACGCAGACUCGAUAGAUGCAUAUUACAAGGGGGGCUGAGAAGCUCGCGUAUGGCCAAGGUCAACUUAAAUGCUUUGCUAAGACAUGUU
This is a messenger RNA of Odobenus rosmarus divergens (Pacific walrus), 1694 nucleotides long. It is a transcript of the gene PDP2, whose product is annotated as pyruvate dehyrogenase phosphatase catalytic subunit 2. Gene Ontology annotation, molecular function: protein serine/threonine phosphatase activity; cation binding. Gene Ontology annotation, biological process: protein dephosphorylation. The record is from RefSeq and is a predicted model, not a curated record. Bases 49 to 1644 code for a protein of 531 amino acids. The transcript has a single exon. NCBI's taxonomy places the organism in Eukaryota, Metazoa, Chordata, Mammalia, Carnivora, Odobenidae.